UCACGAGCGACAACCCUACCUCAAUCCAUUAUUUUUCUGUAUUGGGUUUCCCUCCAAACUCGCGCAGUGGACCUCGCGACUCAACAAUGGCUUCCACUUCUGCGAAGAAGCAGAAAAAGAGAGAAAAGUACAGUCUUGAAGAACUGAAAACCCUAGGCCAUCAACUCCUAUCUUCAAGAGCUCAUAUCAAUAACCUUCCUCUCCUUCUCUCCGUCAUCUCUUCUUCUUCUCGUCCUCAAAACGUCCUUGAGGCUCUCCUUUCUGUGCAAUCUUUCUUCAUUCCCGUUCUUCCUGAACUCCCUCCUUCUGCGAAAUCUCUCAUAGAUGGUAACGUCGAGGAGUCUAAGAAGGAUCCGGAAUUGAUUUACAGAACAUGGCUUCGCUCAAAGUUUGAUGAGUUUGUUAAACUACUCAUCACCGUCGUUGUUUCUUCACAGUGUGAAGAAGCUCUCAGAGAUAUUGCAUUAGACGCAGUAAUGGAAUUCGUGAGGUUAGGUAAAGGAGGGAGGUUCCAGUCGGUUAUAUACCAGAAACUUAUUCAUACUAUCGUUCACUCAACAUUGCCAGAUGAUUUAUUAUUAAACCUUCUCCCUUCGAAGUUUUUCAAGUUCAUAGACGUUCGUUAUUUUACCUGCAUUAGCCUGGAAAAAAUUGUUAGAAGCUUGGAAACAGUGGAUACUACUAAUGAUGACAGAAAUGUGUCUUUGCGUGACAAUGGGGGUGAUAUCUCUAAAUCAGGCAACAUAGAACUUUCUAUUCGCAAGAUAUAUUACAUUCUGGCACAAAUCCCUCCUCUAGAAGGUCAAGAUGGAAAGUCUGAUUAUGAGAUGUGGAGUCAGUUAGGGUUCUCAUCAAAAGAAGAGGAUAGGCAACCGAAAUCAAAGAAGACUAAUAAUGGUGUCUUGUCUACAUCCUCCAUCACCAAAAAGAUGAAGUUAAAGUUCACUAAAGCAUGGAUGUCAUUUCUUAGGUUACCGCUACCUGUUGAUGUGUACAAGGAGGUUCUUGUUACUCUCCAUCAGGCAGUUAUUCCUCAUCUGUCAAAUCCUGUCAUGUUAUGUGACUUCUUAACAAGAUCAUAUGACAUUGGUGGUGGUGUUAGUGUCAUGGCUCUUAGCAGCCUGUACAUUCUUAUGACACAGCAUGGUUUAGAGUAUCCCAACUUCUAUCAAAAGCUUUAUGCGUUACUUUUGCCUUCUAUCUUUAUGGCAAAACAUCGGGCGAAGUUUUUUGAGCUUCUUGAUGCUUGUUUGAAAUCUCCACUUCUUCCAGCAUAUCUGGCUGCUGCAUUUGCUAAGAAAUUGAGCAGAUUGGCACUUUUGGUCCCUCCUUCAGGAGCACUAGUUAUUAUUGCUCUAAUACACAACCUCCUAAGGAGGCACCCUUCAAUUAACUGUUUGGUUCAUUGGCUAGAAGGUGAUGAAAAUGAUAGAGAAGUUUCAAGUGAAGCUGGUGAUUUUGGUAAGAGCAAGGAUGGCAUUGGCCAUGAUGCGUCCUGCAAAAGGCCAGGAGUUGACCCUUUUAAUAUUGAGGAGAAUGACCCUGCAAAAUCUAAUGCCAUGAAAAGUUCUUUAUGGGAAAUCGACACACUCCGCCACCAUUACUGCCCAGCUGUUUCAAGAUUUGUCCUUUCACUUGAGACUGACCUGACUGUUAGAGCCAAGACCACUGAAGUUGCUGUGAAGGAUUUCAGUUCUGGUUCAUAUGCCACAAUAUUCAGAUCGGAGAUUGGACGCAGGGUGAAACAGGUCCCUCUUGCAUUUUACAAAGCAACUCCAACCUCCCUGUUUUCAGAAUCUGAAUUUGCAGGCUGGACUUUCAAAGAUAGUGAGAAACGGGAAAAGGAGAAUGAUGACAAUCCAAUACUAAAUACGCCAUCGGAAGGUAACAAGUCUGCAAAGAGACCACGAACUGAGUGCUGAACCAGCAUAGAAUUUUUGCUUCUAAAGCGAUUUUUGGCCUCUUCAUCUGCAGUAUAUUUACCUUAACCUAAUAGCGGAAGUAAUAUUCUCCAAUCAAUUCUCUUCUCUCUCUCUCUGUUCAAUUAUUUGAUCAAUAUGUUGUAAAGCUUGUUGAGAAUAUUUUGAUUGAUUUUAAUGAUUUUUUUUUUACUUUUUCUCUCGCCUCGUUAAUAGGCUUUUUAUGCUGUUGAGGCAUAUUUUAGAUGGUUGCCCACCUACACUAAGGCUAUUGAAUUCUUAAUUGUAUUGAUGGUAUUGGCUAUUGGGUUUGAGGAUGCCAUCGCCCAUGAGAAAUUUGUAAAACAAUUCCAUUCGUGACAA
Nelumbo nucifera (sacred lotus) is the source of this 2282-nucleotide messenger RNA. RefSeq names its product CCAAT-binding factor. Gene Ontology annotation, biological process: ribosome biogenesis. Gene Ontology annotation, cellular component: Noc4p-Nop14p complex; nucleolus; small-subunit processome. The record is from RefSeq and is a predicted model, not a curated record. Lineage: Eukaryota; Viridiplantae; Streptophyta; Magnoliopsida; Proteales; Nelumbonaceae.